AACUGUUGAUGGUCCAACUCUGACGUGGCGCUCAGUCUGAGUCUCUUUAAUUAUUAGGGUUUUUCUGAUUCUUCCCAUUAGCUCUUGCUUCAACUUCCACUCACAGCUGAGCUACCCAUCGGAUCCAACCCAAUGGAAUCUAACGGCCGAGACGCCUUUCGGAUCCUCCACGAGCUCGACUCUCUCAGAGCCGCAAAAGCCGACAUAGACAGCCGAAUUUCAGCUCUCGAAGCCGAGCUCCACCACGCAACCCUCCAAAACGGCGUCGUCCCUAACGGCUCUUCCCCUGUGAUCUCUACCGCCAUCGAUUCCCUCCUCAGCGACCAUCACGAUCACAAUCUCACCCCGGAAAUGAUCCACCGGUACAGCCGGCACCUCUUGCUCCCAUCUUUCGGGGUCCAAGCACAGUCGAACCUCCUAAACUCCUCGGUUCUGGUCGUCGGAGCUGGAGGCCUGGGCUCUCCGGCUCUGCUGUACCUCGCUGCCUGCGGCGUUGGCCGCUUGGGCAUCGUGGACCACGACGUCGUUGAGCUGAACAACAUGCACCGCCAGAUUAUCCACACCGAAGCCUUCAUCGGCCGGCCCAAAGUCAAAUCCGCCGCCGCCGCUUGUCGCUCCGUCAACUCCACCGUUCAAAUUGUGGAGCAUCAAGAAGCUUUACGCACUUCCAAUGCCUUGGAAAUUUUCAGCAAAUACGAUGUAAUAGUGGACGCCACCGACAAUGCUCCUAGCCGUUACAUGAUCAGUGAUUGCUGUGUGGUGUUAGGGAAGCCUCUUGUAUCUGGUGCUGCUCUGGGAUUAGAAGGGCAGCUCACAGUUUACAAUUACAAUGGUGGUCCAUGCUAUCGAUGCCUAUUUCCAACUCCACCUCCUACAACAGCAUGUCAAAGAUGUGCUGACAGUGGUGUCCUAGGAGUAGUUCCUGGUAUCAUUGGCUGUCUCCAAGCUCUUGAGGCUAUUAAAAUAGCAAGUGUGGUUGGUGAACCACUCUCAGGACGGAUGCUUCUAUUUGACGCAUUAGCAGCACGAAUACGUAUUGUAAAGAUUAGGGGAAGAUCAUCAGAGUGUGAAGUUUGUGGAGAAAAAUCGACAUUCACCCAGCAGCAAUUUCGAGAGUUUGAUUAUGAGAAGUUUACUCAGUCUCCACUGUCUCCGUCACCUUUGAAGUUAAACCUGCUCCAGGCAGAUUCCAGAAUAAGCAGUAAAGCCUACCAUGAUAGGGUUGCUAAUGGGGAGGCACAUGUAUUGGUGGAUGUCCGGCCAGCACACCACUUUAAGAUUGUUUCUCUUCCCAAGUCCUUGAACAUCCCUCUCCCAAGUUUGGAGGCUCGGUUGCCUGAAAUUUCUUCAGCUUUAAAGGAAGAGGAAGAGCGGAAGGGUGCGGGUUCUGAUUUAAGUGCUCAAUUAUAUGUAAUUUGUAGAAGGGGUAAUGAUUCUCAGAGGGCUGUUCAGUCUCUGCACAAGAUGGGUUUCACUUCAGCCAGGGAUAUUGUUGGGGGUUUGGAGUCCUGGGCCCAGGAUGUCGAUCCCAACUUCCCCACCUAUUAGCAUUCGUGUUUAUUGUGGGACGUUUGAGCUUCAUUGCUGUAAACUUUUCUUCAGGUUUUAGUUUCUGCAUACAUCUUUUUGUUUUUGGGCCAAGGUUUCUAUAUAUUUAUUGGUUACUUUCA
Corylus avellana is the source of this 1670-nucleotide messenger RNA. It is a transcript of the gene CNX5, whose product is annotated as co-factor for nitrate, reductase and xanthine dehydrogenase 5. Gene Ontology annotation, molecular function: adenylyltransferase activity; URM1 activating enzyme activity; thiosulfate-cyanide sulfurtransferase activity. Lineage: Eukaryota; Viridiplantae; Streptophyta; Magnoliopsida; Fagales; Betulaceae. Gene Ontology annotation, biological process: tRNA wobble position uridine thiolation. Gene Ontology annotation, cellular component: cytosol; cytoplasm. The record is from RefSeq and is a predicted model, not a curated record.